GCUGCUUGUCCGACCUCGACGAGGCAACGGAUUCGCACUGCUGUCGUCGUACAGGAAGGUAAAGAGGACGGGUGAGCAACCGAGUUAGUGUAAUAGCGUAGAGAGAGAGAGAGAGAGAGAGAGAGAGAGAGAAAGAUAGUCAGACAGACAGAAAGAGAGGGAGAGAGAGAAAGAAAGAGAGAGAUAGUAGAGACGGACGAACAGCAGAGAAAGAGAAGAAUUUAAGAAGAGAUAACGAUAAGGUAUCGGACACUAAUGAUACGCCGUGGCGACCACAAGAGUGUCGAGUGUGCGUGUAAACGGUGCUAGAAGAGAGCAAGAUUCGGUGGAUCGUAAUUUCAUCUUGCUUUUGGUAAAAUAAGAAGGAAAUAUUACUAGUAUUACUAUCUCACUACUACUCCGUACACUGCUAGCUGUGUGACGGUUAACCAACAAGGACGAGACAGCGGAACAGUCUUGACAUUUUUGUGAGAAAGCAACAACGACGACAAAGGCGACGAAGACGACACAACAGUGAACAAAGAGGCUUUUAAUCUUACAGAAAGUCUUGUCUCCUCUUUCUUCGUGGUUCAUCAUUCCUUAACGUUAUCGUUUUCAUUUUCAUCUUCAUCUUUUUUCUCUUCUUCUUCUUAUUCUUCUUCUUUUCCUUUUCUCUCCUCUUGCCUCUUCCUUCUUCUCUUCUAUAUCGAUAAGGUCCCCGUGCAAACGGAAACCUUUGGUAUAUCUCCCACAUCGCACACAGUCACGCGAUACCGCGUACAUUAGCUCCACGAGAUGGAGAGACGAGCUGCUUUUGUGCUGCUGGGAAUGCUAUAUUUAGCAGGCACCCUCGAGUCCGUCCAGGCAGUGAACUAUACGGGACCGAGGCUCGUACACAAGGGUCAACCUUGGAGUAUUGAAUGCAGCGGCCUCCAGCCGGACGAUAACAUUAGGUGGACUAGAAAUGGUCAAACUCUCGAGCCGGAGUUGGCGAGCGGUCAGUUGGUCGUCCGUUCGAAGGCCAAAACCGGAGGAAGUGAGCUAGCAGCAAAUCAGGCCACGGAGUUCCAUGAAGGCGACUACAAGUGCACGCCCGACAGUUCCGACGUUUUUCAUCUAUUUCUAUAUUUCGAUGUGAAGAUUCGAGUACUUACACAGAAGGAGGUACCUCUGUCAUUGGAGUGCGCUAAUCGAAGUUCCGGAGAGAAAGUAGUAUGGUAUAAAGAAAAAAUACCGAUAUUGACGGCAUUAGUUGGUAAAGAGGAACUCAUCAAGAUUGAUAACGAGACUGGCACUCUGGAAGUAUUGAAAGCAGACGAUAUUGCCGUUUAUGGAAAUUAUUCUUGUAAAGUAGGCAAUGUUUCGACAGACUACAGGAUCGUACCAAAACCGUCCGUUGUCUUACCCGAAUCGAUAAGCGUAGUCGAAGGUGAGAAAUUGCUUUUGGUAUGUAAUGGUAAGCACAGUCCAGGUGUGAAGAUAGUAUGGACGUUUGGCAAUCAAAAUUACACCACUAGCAAGGGUAGAGUCAAGAUUUCGCGCGAUCAAGAGAGAGGAAUUAACGGUGCUGUUUUGACUGUCGAAAACAUUGAGAUGAACGAUCGCGGCAAUGUUUGCUGUAGGGUAUCUUACAAUUGGUCCGACACAACGGAGGGUCAUUCCGCGGAAGCUGUUUCCUUACUUAGGGUCAAGGACAAGCUCGCUGCACUUUGGCCUUUCCUUGGUAUUUGCGGUGAGGUCGUAGUACUCUGUGCUAUCAUUCUCGUUUAUGAAAAGAAACGAAAUAAGGCCGAACUUGACGAGUCCGAUACCGAGCAGAGUCCUGAUACCAAACCAACGCCUAACAAAGAUUCCGAGGUCAGGCAGAGAAAGUGAAGAAACAGAAUUUAAGCGGCGGGAGAACGAGAGCUAUACAUAUAUACCAAGAGAAAAAAGCGAUAUAAGGAAAAAAUAACGUGGUAUUUCAUGGAGUGAUUACUUAAAUCAGCCCGGAAUACUUAGCGAAUACGGAUUUUUUUGAGGAAAUAAAAAAAAA
Molecule: messenger RNA, 2014 nt
Organism: Polistes dominula (European paper wasp)
Lineage: Eukaryota; Metazoa; Arthropoda; Insecta; Hymenoptera; Vespidae
Gene: Bsg
Product: immunoglobulin domain-containing protein Bsg
Biological process (GO): cell-cell adhesion
Cellular component (GO): plasma membrane; cell-cell junction
Molecular function (GO): cell adhesion molecule binding
Source: RefSeq, a predicted model, not a curated record